UGUUUUAUCAUUGUUUUUUAAAUCUUGCAGCUUGUAAAACACUUACUAAAUGAGCCUUAUAGAAAUGCUAGCAUCUGAUAAUGUAUAUGUUAAAGAAACUUUGUCAAAAGGAAAAGGAUUGUUUGCAGCAUCUGCAAUAAAAAAAGGAGAUACAAUUCUUACUGAAAAACCGCUUGUUUUAUGUCAAUUUUCUUGGAAUCGACAAUACAAUUAUGUUGCUUGUGAUUAUUGUAUGCGUUCUCUUGAAACUGCACAAAAUAUGGCUAGAAGGCUAGCAGCUGAUUACACUCUUGAGCUUCCCUAUCAUGAACAGUGUUCUUUAUCUGUACAAAGAGUUAAUUCCAUUUAUAAAUGUCCGAAUUGCUGUAUACCAUUUUGUAGUAAAGAAUGCUAUUCAGAAGCAUAUGAAAAAUACCAUAAAAGUUUGUGUUUACAUCCUGAUGAAAUGAGUGAAAGUCCAGUAUAUAGAAUUGAAGAAGCAUGGAAGCAGUUGCAUUAUCCACCUGAGACAGCAUCUGUUAUGUUAAUUGUGAGAAUCUUGGCUAUGAUUGCACAGUCCCAGUGCCCUGAAAUGGUAAUGUCUGAGUUCCAGCAGUUUUUUAGCAAAACAAAAAAUGAAGAACACAAGAUAACACAUAAAUUACUUGGCAAUAAAUUUAAGGAGCAAAUAAUUUUAAUGCAUAGUCUACUUCAAGAAAUUGUUCCGACAGGUGAACUUUCCAAACUUCUUACAAUAAGUGGGGUUCAAUCAUUGUUUGCUCUUAUUGGAAUGAAUGGACAAGGUAUUGGGACUAGCUCGUUGAGUGAAUAUGUUCAUAAUAUUGAUGCAAAAGUGAUGAGUGACAAUGAGCGAGAACAAAUAGAUGCUUUUAUUGAUCAGCUGUAUCUCCACAUGGAAAAAGAGUCUGGUUCGUUCUUAAAUUGUGAAGGAUCUGGAUUGUUCAAGAUGCAGAGUCGUUGUAACCAUAGCUGUUAUCCAAAUGCUGAAGCAACAUUUCCAUAUAAUAAUUCCACCUUGGUAUUGGUAGCAACGGAGGACAUUACCAAAGACGAGGAAAUAUGUGUAUGUUAUUUGGAUGAAUGUCAACGUUCAAGAAGUCGCCAUUCUAGAAGAAAAUUACUAAGAGAAAAUUAUUUAUUCGAAUGCACUUGUUCACUUUGUGAAUCAGAGGUUGAUCAUGAAUCUGAAACAUCGAGUGAUGACUCAGAAAUGAGUGAAGAUGCGAGUGAUUCUUAAAUAUAAAUUAUGAACUAUAUAUUUUUUUAUGAGAAAUUUAAAGCUUUAGGAUUGUCUUAAAUAGACAUGUUUUACCUA
Messenger RNA from Hydra vulgaris (swiftwater hydra), 1315 nucleotides. RefSeq names its product histone-lysine N-trimethyltransferase SMYD5. The record is from RefSeq and is a predicted model, not a curated record. Gene Ontology annotation, biological process: negative regulation of gene expression, epigenetic. NCBI's taxonomy places the organism in Eukaryota, Metazoa, Cnidaria, Hydrozoa, Anthoathecata, Hydridae. Gene Ontology annotation, molecular function: histone H4K20 methyltransferase activity; protein binding.